UCAGAUAGGGAAAAGGCAGGUCACUUUCUGGGAAAAAGAGAUGAAAAGGAAGAAAAUGAAAUGGUAUGGCAUCUUCCCGAUAAGUGAUGCCGAUUUAAUUUUCGGCCGGCCGAUUUUUUUUAAUGCUAAAAGACUUGGUGAUGGUGGAAUAUAAAGUCAAUUACUUAAUUACUUGAUGAUUUAGUUUAACCCUCUCUGUUAAUGCAAAGUGCCUCUUAUCACUUGAUGUUAAUGGCUUCCUCUUCUUCUUCUUCUUCCAUUUCUCCUAAACUAGAAUAUGAGGUUUUCCUUAGUUUCCGUGGUGUGGACACUCGAAAAAACAUUACCAGCCAUCUUUAUGAAGCCUUUCGUCAGAAAAAGAUUAAAACUUUCAUUGAUGAUAGCCUUGUCAGGGGAGAAGAAAUUUCUCCAUCUCUUUUGAAGGCAAUUGAACAUUCGAAGAUCUCGGUUAUCAUUUUCUCUAAAGGCUACGCUUCCUCCAGAUGGUGUCUCAAAGAACUUGAAGAGAUUGUUAAAUGUAAGAACACGUAUAAUCAGAUCGUAAUACCAGUCUUCUAUGACGUAGAUCCAUCUGAUGUCAGGAAUCAAACUGGGGAUUUUGGAAACGCAUUUGCUGAGCUUGAAAAUCGUUUUAUUGGUCAUUCAGAGAUGUUGGAGGGAUGGAGGACUGCUUUGAGGGAUGCAGCCAACCUUUCUGGUUCUCAUUCAAAGAACUCUAGGUAACUGUAAAUUUUUUUAUCAAGUUUUUUAUGUAAUAAUCUUUUUUUUUGUUUUGGUAAGUACUUUAAAGCUACAAAUUACCAAUUUUUAUGUAAUAAUCUUACAUACAGCAGUUCCAUAUGUUUUCUAUUUUUAUUAUCUUUUCCAGAUUUACUGAGGACAGAUUCAGAUGGUCAAAAAAAAUAAUCAAUUGGAAGUUUGACAUUAUAUUUUAUACUAUGCUAAUUUGGGUUGGGUUCUUGUUGUAUGUCUUCUGGCCCAAAACACAUAAAGACUUAAU
Molecule: messenger RNA, 1000 nt
Organism: Mangifera indica (mango)
Lineage: Eukaryota; Viridiplantae; Streptophyta; Magnoliopsida; Sapindales; Anacardiaceae
Product: TMV resistance protein N-like
Exons: 1
Coding region: 202-723 (173 amino acids)
Biological process (GO): signal transduction
Source: RefSeq, a predicted model, not a curated record